AUGGCAUCAAUAGUCGAAGAGUCACCAGAAGAAAUAUAUUUGUCAUUACAAAAGCAUUUACCAAUUAAAAAUAAACUUACAUCAUCAGCUAUUGCAUUACCAAAUUCAUCUAAGAAAGGUUAUAGUUCAAUUUAUAGAAAUUCUUAUAAUCCAUCAAAAUUAUAUUCAAAAAUUCAUCCUUCUUUAAGUACUUUAUAUGAAUUAUUUGAAUUUGGUUAUUAUUUCAAUUCAAAUAGACCUGCUUUAGGAGUUAGAGAAAAAUUAAAAGAUGGUAAAUUUGGGAAAUAUAUAUGGCAAGAUUAUAAAACUAUCAGACAAAGAAGAAAUAAUUUUGGAUCUGGUAUAUUUUAUGUUUUAGAAAAUAAUCCUUUUAAAAAUGAUAAUGAAUCUCACAAGUAUUUAAAGUAUGAUCCACUUCAAAAUGAUAAAUCAUUUGUAUUAACUAUAUUUUCUCAUAACAGACCUGAAUGGGCAUUAACUGAUUUAACUACAAUUGCUUAUUCAAUCACAAAUUCUGCCUUAUAUGAUACCCUUGGUAAAGAUACGAGUAGAUAUAUUUUAGCAUUAACUGUAUCACCAAUUAUUAUUUGUUCUAAAGAGAAGAUAAAGGUAUUGAUUGAGUUAAAGAAAAUUAAUCAAGCUGAAUUGUCUAGUUUGAUUGUCAUUGUUUCCAUGGAUGAUUUAGAAGAUUCACCUGAAAACAAAGAACUAAGUUUAUUAGCUGAACAAUAUAAAAUCAUGUUGUUUGAUUUAAGAACUGUUGAAAAAUUUGGUGAAUCUCAUCCAUUAGCACCGAUUGCACCAAGUCCAAAUACGAAUUUCACAAUUUCAUUCACAAGUGGUACAACUGCAACUCCAAAGGGGGUAGUUUUAACUCAUGAAAAUGCAGUUGCCGGUGUAUCUUGGAGAUAUACUAAAUCAUUUAAACAUGCAGAUCCUGAUAGAGUAAUAUCCUUUUUACCUAUGGCUCAUAUUUAUGAAAGAGCAAACGCUCAAUAUUAUUUAAGUAGCGGCGCAGCUAUUGGAUAUCCACUGGGGAGAACUCCGGCAACGUUAUUUGACGAUGUUAGAGAAUUACAACCAAAUGUUUUAGCUACUGUACCUAGAAUGUUAAAUAAAUUAGAAGCAACAAUUAAAGCAUUAACAAUUCAAAAUAAUUCGAAUCCUAAAAUCAGAGACCUUUUCACUAAGGCUAUUAAUGAAAAAUUAAAAUUGCAUUCAGCACCUACUGAAGAAGACACUAAUACAGCUCAUAAAGAUCAUGAUCAUCUAUUGGAUUCAUUAAGAGCAAAAAUGGGAAUGUCAAGUGUUCAAACAAUGUCAACUGGAAGUUCACCUAUUGAUCCAAGAACUAUCAGAUUUGUUAAAGCUGCGUUAAAUGUUGGUAUAAGUAAUGGAUAUGGUUCGACUGAAAGCUUCGCAGGUUUUGUUAGUAGUUUCAAAUUUGAUCACAACCCGGGUUCAAUUGGUCCAAUUGGUGUUUCAACUGAAUGUAGAUUAAAAGAUAUACCUGCAAUGAAUUACACUUCAAAAGAUGAAGAAGGUCCAAGAGGUGAAUUUUUAUUGAGGGGUCCGCAAAUUUUCAAAGAAUAUUAUAAAGACCCCAAAUCAACUUUAGAAUCAUUUGAUGAAGAUGGUUGGUUUCAUACAGGAGACGUUGCUCGUAUAGAUCCCAAAAAUGGUAAUAAAAUUUAUAUAAUUGAUAGAGUUAAAAAUUUUUUUAAAUUAUCACAAGGUGAAUUCAUUUCACCUGAAAAAAUUGAAAAUUUAUAUUUAUCAUCAAAUCCAAUAAUUCAACAAGUUUUCAUUCAUGGAAAUUCAUUAAAUUCUUAUCUUGUUGGAAUUGUAGGAUUAGAUCCUUUAACAAUUGAAAAUUAUUUACAAUCAAAAUUUAAUUCAAAAUUAACUAACCAAUCCGAAAUUAUAGCGUUUUUAAAUGAACCACAACAGAAAAAAUUUAUAUUAUCUGAUUUUAAUUCAGCAAUAGGUGACAAUUUACAAGGUUUUGAAAAAUUACAUAAUAUUGAAAUUUUUUUUAAUCCAUUAACUGUUGAAACUGGAGUUAUUACUCCUACUGCUAAAAUUAAAAGACCAAAUUGUACUAAAUUCUUUGAUAAAAAUUUAAAGGCAUUGUAUGAUGAAGGUUCAAUUUUAAGAAAUGAAAAAUUAUAA
This is a messenger RNA of Lodderomyces jiufengensis, 2172 nucleotides long. RefSeq lists its product as uncharacterized. Gene Ontology annotation, cellular component: endoplasmic reticulum; membrane. Gene Ontology annotation, molecular function: long-chain fatty acid-CoA ligase activity. The record is from RefSeq and is a predicted model, not a curated record. The coding region runs from base 1 to 2172 and encodes 723 amino acids. Gene Ontology annotation, biological process: long-chain fatty acid metabolic process. NCBI's taxonomy places the organism in Eukaryota, Fungi, Ascomycota, Pichiomycetes, Serinales, Debaryomycetaceae. The transcript has a single exon.